GAAGUGCAUUCACAAUCAUGUUCCGGUGGAUUACUACAGCUGCUGGAAUGAGGCGCAAACAGAAGAUUUUUAAAUUCUGUAAAACUUUAAAGCUAUAACCAUAGCAGAUAUGUAUACUUACAGAAAGAGGACAACGGACGUUAACAUGGAUAAUCAAAAUGUUGAGGCAAGGUUCAGUCUGGACUGUGUGGAGCAGAGUGGCAUCGGUAUUUCCGGAUUCUCAGAUGAGAUCUUGUUGAACAUUCUGACACACGUUCCCAGCCAUGACCUGGUGUUGAGUGUGGGGCGAGUCUGUAAGAAGCUGAAGACUUUGAGUCUGGACAAGAGUCUCACCAAUAAUGUCCGACUCUCCAAAGAAUACCUGGCAAGUGAUGAUGCAGUUAAGCAAGUGGUGAAAGAGUUGGCGAGUGAGAUUCAGACCCUCAGCAUGAGUGGCUGCUACUGGCUGUCUGGCUCCACCAUCGACCAGCUGACCAGGUGCAAGGGCUUGAUCAAGCUGGACCUCACAGGCUGCCGGCUGACGUCUGUGCGUCUCUCGAAGAUUCUCUCCUCGCUCCAGUCCCUGCGCUCUUUGGCAAUCGACAUAAACGCCGGCUUUGACUCCAACCAGCUGAGCAGCGAGAGUAAGGCUACCCUGAGCCAUGUCAGCGAGCUCAAGCAAACUCUCUAUACUCCAUCAUAUGGGGUGGUGCCCUGCUGCACCAACCUCGAGAGACUGCUGCUGUAUUUUGAAAUCUAUGACCUCACCAGAGAAGGGGCCACCAUUUGUUGCCAGCUGAUGGUGGGUCAGAGCAGCAUCCUGCAUUACCAGAACCUGCAGGUGUUUUACGUCAGGCUGGCCCCCGGCGAGGUCAAUCAGACUCUUGUGGGCCUGUACCUGGCUGUCUUCAGCAUGCGAGUCCCGGAGCACUUGCGCACCUUUGUCAUUUCAGUACCUGGGAAUAACCCCGGUAGCUGGCCGGCAGCCAAGAGCCUCCUGGAGGGAAUGGCCAAAAACGGGGCCCUGGAGGCCCUCCAGCUGCCCAAGACGUGGGUGGACAACGCGGCGCUGCAGCACAUUCUCAAGCACAGCGUGCCGUCCCACCUGAACUUCAGCCGCUGCUCGGCUUUCGGAAACCACCUCAUCCACAGCGUGCUGAAUAGCGUUAAGGACCUCAGGCGCUUGGUGAGCUUGAAUCUGAGCGGCUGUGUCCACAGCCUCUUCACAGACUGCACCUGGAAGGCCGAAGAGGACAUAGACUGCCACGCGAUAGAGGCACUGGUGAGCUCCUGUCCCAACCUCAAACAUUUGAACCUGUCCGCCGCUCACUACCACGGCACCCCGGGCUCGGAGGAGCACCUCUGUGCCACGCUGGCCAAACUCAAGAGCCUGCGAUCCCUCGCUCUGCCCGUGUGCGCUGUCUCUGACGGGUUCAAAAGCACUGACCACGCAGCAAGAGAGACCACUUCACUGCUGCCCAGUCCUCUCAUGCUGGGCCUCAAGAAGAGCACCCGUGUCGGCCUGCAGACGUACAAGGUCAACACUGAGCAGGCGGACAGUGAGUCUAGCUGCAGCUUCAGGGUGCUGCUGAAGGGUAACCCUUUUUUGGAAGAGCUGGAGCUGACGGGGUCAAACUUCUCCUCCGCCAUGCCUCGAUACGAGCCCGCCAUCCGCAAAGAGCAGGCAGCCUGCAGGUGGGCGGGGCAGAUAGGAGACUCGGAGGUGGCGGCGCUUGGGGGCCUGGCCUUUCUGCGGAGGCUGACGUUAGCGCAGCUGCCAGGAUUCCUCAAGGGGACAGGCCUGGUGCAGGUGGCCAUGAAGUGCCGAGAUCUGCAGAUGCUCUCUCUGGCCAACCUGGGAAUGCUGAAGAACAUGGCCUACAUGCCGGCCCUCAUCGAAGCGCUCCCUCACUGUAAACAGCUUAAAGACCUCAGACUGGAGCAGCCCUAUAUCAAUGCCAGCGCACGCUUCUUCCAAGCUCUGAGUCAGUGCCAUGCCCUGCGGCGCCUCUGCAUCAUAUCCCGCAACGGGACCUUCCAGUCCGACGCGGUGAUGUCAUUCAUGGACAGCUGCCGUGAUGUCAUCGUGUGCCACAUGUUCAUGGGCGGGAGCCUGGUGGCGUGCAAGAGCCUCCAGAAAGCCCUGCAGGACAGCUUCGGGACGCAACGCCCGGCCCUGAACGUGGUGAUCUACCCCCUUCUGCAUGAAGACCUGGCCCUCGUCAUCAGGGACAUGCCCCUCCUCCACCUGGACGAGAUCACCCUCUUCAAGAGCCGCGUGGCGGAGGACCCACCUCACCUGUGGUGGUGA
Messenger RNA from Megalops cyprinoides (Indo-Pacific tarpon), 2290 nucleotides. RefSeq names its product F-box and leucine-rich repeat protein 18 (gene fbxl18). Gene Ontology annotation, cellular component: SCF ubiquitin ligase complex. The coding region runs from base 110 to 2290 and encodes 726 amino acids. Gene Ontology annotation, molecular function: protein binding. Lineage: Eukaryota; Metazoa; Chordata; Actinopteri; Elopiformes; Megalopidae. The record is from RefSeq and is a predicted model, not a curated record. Gene Ontology annotation, biological process: SCF-dependent proteasomal ubiquitin-dependent protein catabolic process. The transcript has 5 exons.